CCAAAUCACACCCGACCCAUAACCCCUAAAGUCCCCGACCCACCCAACCAGUCCACGCGCACCGUCUUCCUUCCUCGUUUUACUUUCUCAAGGCCGGCAAAGUGGGCAGCAGCAACCUUCAAGUUAAACCAAGAGGACUGAUAUUCCAACGCAGCGGUGGAAAAAAAAAAAAAAAAGCAUCUGCAACGAUGGCCGGGAGGACUAGUGCAGAGGAAGCUAUUGCGAACCUCUCCUUACCCGACCGCGGCACCCCCAUUCCUUCCGGCGAUCAAACCGUCUGGGCCGACGUCUCGCCCCUCCUCGACGCCGCCUGUGAAGAUCUUCAAGAUGGUAUGCUCAUUAACGGAGAUAAUUUCAAUCUUUUUGCUGCCAUGUCUGCUUUAGAGAUAAUGGACCCGAAGAUGGAUGCUGGUAUGGUCUGUAAAUAUUACUCUGUUGAUGAAGCAAUUGAUGAUGGUGCUGCUCCUGUUCCUAUUAGCUUUGAUAAAACGGUUGACGUUCAACGUACUAUUGAUAUCAUGGAUCAUCUUCUAGCCUGUGAGGCAACAUGGCACAAGGGUCAUUCAUUGGCACAAACUGUCUUCUCGUGCAUCUAUCUUCUCAGGCUUGAUAGGACAUCCUCACAUGCCUUACUGCAUUCUUAUUGCAGAGUCAUACGAGCAACCUGCAAGGCUGUCAUUUCAGUUGUCUCAGAUGCACGCACUCAUGAAGAAGAAGACCUUCUUACAAUGACAUAUGGUCUUCCUUUGAAUGGGGAUGGAGAUGAAAAGUGCUUGUCAAUGCUACAUGCUGUUGAAGAAACAAUUUCCCGCCAAUUACGUGCCUGUAAAGCACCAUCAUCAAAAACCCGAGUGUUAGAAGACUUGGUGUCACAACAAAAUAAUCCUGAAUUGGAGGAAGGCUACUGCAAAGCUUUGUUAUGCCGCUUACGCUUUCGUAAGCAUUUUUACCAUGUCCUUGUAUCUAUGAAGCGGCCUCAAGGAAGAGGAUUGGAGUUGGCAAGAAAACAUAUAGCGUCCUGCAUAUCUGAAUUAGAAUGCAUUCUUAGCUCUUCAGAGUUCCUUAGAUCUAGUACUUUUGGAAGUCAAGAAGGCAACUUAGAAGAUAAAACUACAGCUUCUGGCUGUGAACCAAUUGGCUUUGAUGCUAGUUUAAACUGUAGAUUAUCUGCACCUACACCACCACGUGCAAUAAAAAUUCUGAGUUGGAAAAAGGCUGUUGAAUACUUUAUUAAACUUCUUCGUGAUCUCGAUGUUAUAUGUUCCUACCAAUUAGACACAUCAUUAGAAAGUGUUUUGCACUUUGUGGUUGAGUUUCAAAAAUCACAGCCUGAUUUAGUAGCAAGGGCUCAUCUUCAGCAUCUGCUGGUUCAAGACGGGAAACUCUAUGGUCGGGAUCCUGUCUUUGCUGUUAUUAUCCGAGCUGCUGCUUUGCCAGAUAAUACAAGGAACCAUGAUAUUCAGAAACAGGAAUCUAUCAUUCAACUGGGACAGUUAGUAAUCAGUUUGCUAAAAGUUUUAUGCACAAAUGGUGCAUGGCAACGGCGUAAGCUUGGAAAGAUUUUACAAGAUUGGCGUGUUGUUUAUAUGCAGUUAGAGAUGGCAUUUAGAAAGGAGUUUGGAGACGAUGCAAACACAUCAAAUGAUGAGAAUAUCAGCGUGAAACUCUUCCAACACAUCCUUCUUUGGGUGGAAAAGCAAACAUACUGGAUAGCUUCUCGAUUUCUCAUUUUAGGUUUUGAAUUGGAGCUCUAUUCGCUCAGUGAAUAUUGCAUGGUAUAUUGGUAUAUCUAUGUUGUCCUGCUCAAGCUUGCACAGAAAACAAAUCUUAAGAGGGUGUUGUGCAAUGGCAGUGGUAAACGGAAAGGAAAAAAGAAAAGGGAUUCUGUUAAAGAUGUGGCACAAGAUUAUUGGAUUCCACCUGCAGUCUUGUUUCUUCAGUGCCAAAUAUGUCUGGCCGAAGGACUUACAAUGAUGCUUGCUGCUUUGAAGAACGACCACAUGCUUGUACAAAGUGGAAGCCCUUUUAAUACUGAGCAUGAGAGGUUUAUUCAGCACUUUGAGCUCCUACAGAAAGCUUGCAUUCCGGACCAUGUCUCAUUCCCCCUGUUCGUGGAAUCUACAACCCAAGCUCAUUUAUCCAACCUAGUUAUGCACGAUUACUUUAAGGAUGCUCAGAAAAUCGCAAAGAAGGUCAAGAGUAGUUUUUCGAACGACCCAGAAAAAUUGGCUGAACUACGAAGGCUAGAGCAAGUAGCUGAGCACAAUAGCAUUGCCUUAAACGUGAUUAGCCGAGCUGGAGCCAGUGACCCCUCACUCAAGGUUUAUUUCGAGUUCAACCACCAUCCGUGCUUUGCAACGGCUGUUGUCCGAAGGUUGUGAAUGUGACAUUUAACCAUCUCUACCAAUUUUGAAGCACUCGCUCAAUCCAGAGGCGGAGUCUUGUAGCAUAGCACUUGUAAUAUCAAUUUUUCCAGCGUUAUUUUCAACUAUUCAUUUCAUUAAUUUUGUAAUCUCAAUGAAUACACUAUAAAACCAUAAUUAUGUGAGCUCUUGUCCUCCCUCCUUCUCAUCCCCAUUGGGCGGUUCGGGAGCGGUAGGAGGGGCAACGGUAACAGUAUCUCAAAUCAGUAACAUACUGUAAUGUGUUUAUCGUA
Messenger RNA from Pyrus x bretschneideri (Chinese white pear), 2656 nucleotides. RefSeq names its product N-alpha-acetyltransferase 35, NatC auxiliary subunit. The record is from RefSeq and is a predicted model, not a curated record. Gene Ontology annotation, biological process: N-terminal peptidyl-methionine acetylation. Gene Ontology annotation, cellular component: NatC complex. NCBI's taxonomy places the organism in Eukaryota, Viridiplantae, Streptophyta, Magnoliopsida, Rosales, Rosaceae.